GUCAAAGGUGGAGCCCCUCUUCUACCCCAAGUGCCUCCUCUUCCCUCUUCCCUCUUCCCGCUGGGCUCAUUCCCAAACGUUCUGCUCCGGCGUUCACUUCUCCAGGGCCGCCACCUCCGAGCCCCGGCGCUCCCGCAUCUCCUCGGAAAGUGAGCUCCCCCCUCUCGUCCUCAAGUAAUCAAGGUCUGUUGCUCGUGGAAUAUAAAUUCUGGGUUGAUGUUUCAAGAAAUCUUGGUCAGUCCAUACAGGCUAUGCAUUUUGUGCACUUGGCUAUGCGGAUAUGUCAAAUUAGAAUGAGGUAUAGAAGUUGCUGGUUUUGCCUUGUGCACUUCAAGUGAGGGAAUUUAAGCUAGGUUUUUUGGAUUCCGGAUCAGUGAUGGAGUGCAACAAAGAAGAGGCCUUUAGGGCUAAGGAAAUUGCUGAGAAGAAGAUGGAAAACAAGGAUUUUGCAGGGGCUCGAAGGAUUGCACUUAAGGCACAACAGCUCUAUCCUGAUCUUGAUAACAUUUCUCAGAUGCUUUCUGUUUGUGAAGUACACUGCUCAGCUGAGCACAGGAUGUUUGGGAAUGAGAUGGAUUGGUAUACCAUCCUUCAAAUCGAGCAAACAGCGGAUGAGGCAUCAAUCAAGAAGCAAUAUCGGAAGUUUGCUCUUCUGCUUCAUCCUGACAAGAAUAAGUUUCCCGGUGCAGAAGCAGCUUUUAAGCUCAUUGGGGAAGCUCAGAGAGUGCUUUUGGACCAGGGAAGACGAUCCUUAUAUGACAUGAAACGUAAAUCUUCUUUAAGACAAGCAGCAUCUAGUCAGCCAACUCAACGUGCAUGUAAAAACACAACUGUUGGGAAUUACACUACUAAGCAGUUCACAGGCCUGAAGCCCCAGAACCAGCAUCUGCAACAGCAGGCUCAGCCAGCGUUUGCCAAUGGCCGACAGACUUUUUGGACUGUCUGUCCUUCCUGUGCUGUGAAGUACCAAUAUUACCGGGAAGUCAUAAACAGACCACUGACUUGUCAGAGCUGCCUCAAAUCCUUCACUGCCUAUGACAUUAAUGCCCAAGGUGCACCACCAGGAACGAACUUCAGGCAGCCUGCCGUUCCUGCUUCCAAUGGAGCAUUUCAGGGAAAAUUUAGCCGGGAAAACCAAAAAAUGGAGUCCUUCCCAAAAACCAGACGCACUUCUGAGGUUGAGGUGGGGUCUAAAACUGAUACAAAUUGUGGUAAUGUAGGUGCAAAAGUUGGUAAGGGAGGAUUUGAUGAAGUUAAACCAUCCAGGAUGGCAAAUGGCAAGAGAAAAAGGAAGCAUGUAUCAGAAUCGAGCGAAAGUUGUGAGACUGGAAGCAGUGCAGACGUUGAGGGAGAUGGUAUCAAAGAGGGUGGUAAUACUCCUGCUGGAGGAACAUUUGGUUGUUUUGAUGAGAGGUCUCCUAGGAGAUCUAGCAGGAAUAAACAGAAUGUCUCUUAUAGUGAGAAGUUAAGUGAUGAUGAUUGCUCCUUGGGCUCUUCAAAAAGAGCGAAGGUGAGUGGAUUGUCUUGUACCACCAAAGAAGGGAGUGAAAGUGGAGCAUUGAAGGAUGAGGUGUCCAAAAGGAAGAAAGGAGAUGGGUCUGCUGCUGAUGUGGGAAAAAAUGAAAAUGCAGCAAAGAAAAAAAAAUCUUCCUUUGAAGAGGGCUUACCAAAUGGACACAAGGAUACUGGGGAGAAAGGGAAACAGAAAGCAAUGAAAGAAUGCACCAACGGUUCUGAGGCUGUUGAUGAUUCUGCGUCAAAUGUAAACCCCAGGAGUGCACAAGAUCAAGAGGCUUAUUCAUAUCCUGAUCCAGAUUUUAGUAACUUUGAGAAGAAGGAAGGCUGUUUUAAAAGUGGGCAAAUCUGGGCUUGCUAUGAUACCCUGGAUGCCAUGCCUAGAUUUUAUGCUCGGAUCAGGAAAAUUUUGUCACCUGCUUUCAGGCUGGUUAUAACCUGGCUGGAGCCAAACCCAGAUGGCAAUGAUGAGAUUGCAUGGGCCUCUGAGGGUCUGCCCGUCUCUUGUGGUAAAUUUAUGCUUGGGAAUGAUGAUUACAUUGACGAUCCUUCAAUUCUUUCUCACAUGGUUUAUUGGGAAAAAGGGAGUGGUAAAGAUCCUUACAGUAUAUAUCCAAGGAGUGGAGAAACUUGGGCCCUCUUCAAGAAUUGGGAUAUUAAAUGGAAAUCUGAUGAGAAUUUUAACAGGGAGUUCAAAUAUGAAUUUGUUGAAGUUUUGUCAGAUUAUGGGGAGGGCAUUGGUAUACGGGUGGCACACUUGGGUAAAGUGAGAGGCUUUGCCUGCCUAUUUUGCCGAGUAGUGAAGGAAGGAGUGGACUCAUUCCAAAUUCCAUCAAACGAAUUAUUUAGGUUCUCCCACAGGGUUCCUUCUUUUAAAAUGACAGGUGAGGAAAGAGAAGAUGUUCCAAAAGGAUCAUUCGAAUUGGAUCCAGCUUCUCUGCCUACUGACCUUGAAGAGAUUGCUGUUCCUGAAAAUUUUGAGGCAGAGGCUAAGAAAAAACAGCCCAAAGGUUUGUGGUCUAGUUCUUUGGCAGAAGAGACAAAGCCCACAAGGGGAUUGCAGGGAAGUGCAUUUGUGCACCAGGUUGAGAAGGAUGCUAAUUUAAACUCUGGGAGCAGUUCUGACAACAUCGUAGAAAAUUGUUGUAAUGCUGAAGAUUCAGAUCCUGAAACUUAUGAAAUACCUGACCCAGAAUUUUAUGACUUUGAUGCUGGUAAAUCCCCAGAAAGGUUUCAGGUUGGUCAGAUCUGGGCAUUGUAUAGCGAUGAGGAUGGUUUGCCAAAGUACUAUGGUCAAAUUAUGAAGAUAGAUGCGCCUCCAAAUUUCCAGUUGCAUGUAAGGUGGCUCGAAUCCUGCUCACUGCCUAAAGGCAUGAUUCGGUGGCAUAAGAAAGACAUGCUCAUUUGUUGUGGUACAUUCAAACUAAGGAAAGGCAAACCUUGUAUUUAUGAUGCCAUUGGUCCCUUCUCCCAUCAAGUAAGAUUGGAAUCCACUGAUAAGAAGGGUGAAUAUACCAUCCUUCCCAGGAAAGGUGAAGUUUGGGCAUUAUACAAGCAUUGGAAGGCUGAAAUGACACGUCUUGACUUGAAAAAAUGUGAAUAUGACAUAGUGGAAGUCGUCGAAGAAAAAGAUCUUUGGAGGAAAGUUUCUGUACUAGAGCAUGUCUCUGGUUUUAACUCAGUUUUCAAGGCUCAAGUAAGAGAUGAAUCACCAGUGGUAAUGGAGAUCCCUGGGGCUGAGCUGCUUAGAUUUUCACAUCAAAUUCCUGCAUUUCAGCUGACCAAAGAGAAAGAUGGCAGCUUGAGAGGCUUCUGGGAACUUGAUCCAGCAUCAUUGCCGGUUGUUUUCUUUGGUUUAAAUUGAAAAUUGCAGGAUGUCAGAGCUUUUCCUCCCCUAGUACUGACCGAGCGCGUAUUUGCUUGCCUCGCUAGCCAGCAGCUUUGGUGGAAAGUAGAAUGAUUUUGGGGGAUGACACCCAGAUUUUGGGAAGGCCUAACCUUUAGGUUUGGAUUAUCUGUAAGCUAAUCUACUUUUCUUAAUUUUGGGAUGCUUAAAAGUUAGAUUUUUCUAUUUUAAUUUUUAAAAUGUAGUAAGCUCGGUUCCUGUGGAAAGGGGAAGUAGGAAUUCUGUGGUAGCUUGUUUGCAAAUGCAGAGUAUUGUGAUUAUGUGAUUUCCCCCUCCCCCUCCCCCUCCCCAGUCCCCCCCCUUCCCUCAGUUGCUGGUCGGCUUUGUUUUCAUCUGGAAUAUUCAAUGCACUAUUCUAGAGUUUGUUUU
Malania oleifera is the source of this 3790-nucleotide messenger RNA. RefSeq lists its product as uncharacterized. The transcript has 2 exons. NCBI's taxonomy places the organism in Eukaryota, Viridiplantae, Streptophyta, Magnoliopsida, Santalales, Ximeniaceae. The record is from RefSeq and is a predicted model, not a curated record. Bases 377 to 3379 code for a protein of 1000 amino acids.